AUGCCUUCUCAGUCAUCAACCACCACAAUGGCUGUGCCCGUUCCUCGUCGCCGUCUCUCUCCACUUCUUACCUCUUCCACCUUUGGCGAAGAUGUCAGUUUCCACCUUGACACUUUCAAGGCCAACGACGCCAAAAACAAAACUCAGUACACCUUCCACGAGAAUGAGUACGCUCCACCUGCUCCUCCGCCACCAAGCCCAAUCAAUUUUCCCGCUGAAAGUUGGAGCACCGCUUGUCGAAGAUAG
This is a messenger RNA of Sclerotinia sclerotiorum 1980 UF-70, 246 nucleotides long. RefSeq lists its product as hypothetical. The coding region runs from base 1 to 246 and encodes 81 amino acids. The transcript has a single exon. The record is from RefSeq and is a predicted model, not a curated record. NCBI's taxonomy places the organism in Eukaryota, Fungi, Ascomycota, Leotiomycetes, Helotiales, Sclerotiniaceae.